AUGACGCGCCCAGGACUUCUGAAACCGGCUGUGCAGCCGUCCCCGCUCCAGUCUCUCGUCGCCGACUCCAAUCUGCUAUCGAAGCAGUCGCACCUGCCGAGUUUGCACUCGCUCGCUCUCCAGCUCCAGCACAACCUCCAAUACCAGCACUCCUGGACCGACCUCCACGUCCAUACCCACUCUCCCGUCACCAACGAACCCCUCCCGCGGCCGCUGCUCUCCGGCCUGCCGCCGCAGAGGCUCUAUAUCCAUCCCGACGAGCAGAUCGAGCUGCUGAAGAACGCCGACCGCGAGCGAAAAGCGAGAAAGGCAGGAGACAAGGACACCCUGGAGGUGAAGGCAGAGCCGGAGCGGGAAUGGGUUCUACCCACCAGGCUGAGCGAGAAAUGGACGCUCCACCGGCUGGCUGACGUCUUCAACGGCAUCAGCAAGAUUCCUCCAGAGCAUGCAUCUUCAGGCGCAGAAGAGGAGCGCGCAGUCAAUCCAUGGAGAACGAAGAAAAGAGUGGUCCUGGCUACUGUCGACACGGACAGCACCGUCGUCUACUACAUUGUUCACGAUGGCGUUGUGAAACCGCGACAGAACUAG
Molecule: messenger RNA, 588 nt
Organism: Trematosphaeria pertusa
Lineage: Eukaryota; Fungi; Ascomycota; Dothideomycetes; Pleosporales; Trematosphaeriaceae
Exons: 1
Coding region: 1-588 (195 amino acids)
Biological process (GO): tRNA-type intron splice site recognition and cleavage; tRNA splicing, via endonucleolytic cleavage and ligation
Cellular component (GO): tRNA-intron endonuclease complex
Molecular function (GO): nucleic acid binding
Source: RefSeq, a predicted model, not a curated record